Molecule: messenger RNA, 726 nt
Organism: Varanus komodoensis (Komodo dragon)
Lineage: Eukaryota; Metazoa; Chordata; Lepidosauria; Squamata; Varanidae
Gene: OVOL3
Product: ovo like zinc finger 3
Exons: 4
Coding region: 1-726 (241 amino acids)
Biological process (GO): regulation of transcription by RNA polymerase II; epidermal cell differentiation
Cellular component (GO): nucleus
Molecular function (GO): RNA polymerase II cis-regulatory region sequence-specific DNA binding; DNA-binding transcription factor activity, RNA polymerase II-specific
Source: RefSeq, a predicted model, not a curated record
AUGCCGAAGUCGUUCCUGGUGAAACAGCGCAGCUCAAGAUCCCAGAACUGGGGGGAGCUCUCUGACCAGCUCCGAGGAGACCUGUACAUCCCAGAAGCCGGCACAACCCAGAGCCUCACGGAGCCCGGGACUCUUGGAGACGGCAGCAUGAGCCUGUGGGGAAGGAUGCCGAGAGGGGGGCCCCACGGCUACACCCCGUUUCACGUUCCACCAAGGGCCGUGGGGAAAUCUCCUCGGAGCAGCAAGGGCCGGGGUCCGGCCACGGAGGCGGACUUCCAGUGCGGCGUGUGCAGCAAGCGCUUCCCGCUGCAGCGCAUGCUGAGCCGGCACCUCAAAUGCCACAGCGCCGUCAAGAAGCACACCUGUUCGUACUGCAGCAAGGGCUUCAACGACACCUUCGACCUCAAGCGGCACCUGAGGACGCACACAGGCAUCCGCCCGUACAGCUGCUCCGCCUGCAGCAAGGCCUUCACCCAGCGCUGCUCCCUGGAGUCCCACCUCAGGAAAAUCCACGGCGUCCAGCAGCGCUACGCCUACCGUGAGCGCCGCUCCAAGCUCUUCGUGUGCGAGGACUGCGGCUUCACCUGCAGCGGCAGUGACGAGUUUCACGCCCACGUGCGCCGGCUGCACCCCACAGAUGGCCUCCUGGGGAAGGGGCUCCCGCGGCCAGGGCCGGCUGCUGACCUGCGCGCCAGGUUCCACCUUCUCUACCCCGCUGCGUUUUGA